Messenger RNA from Rhopilema esculentum, 909 nucleotides. The record is from RefSeq and is a predicted model, not a curated record. NCBI's taxonomy places the organism in Eukaryota, Metazoa, Cnidaria, Scyphozoa, Rhizostomeae, Rhizostomatidae.
AUGUCCACGCAGGAAGACGAAGUUGAACGUCGCGCGGAAGCAGGAAGAAUCGAGAACGGAAAUAUGGAGAGACUGAAGAGAACUCGAGGUGGAAACAGGGCAGUAAUUACGAGGUUCGAGCGAGAAGCGACUUUGAUAAUACGAGAUCAUGGUGAUGCCCUUACCACGGAAAUCCUAGCGAAGCUGGAUUCGAUUUUGUCUGUUCUUCAGCAGAAAAGGAGGCUGUUGUGUAACUUGAACGAUGAAAUUUUGGCAAAAUGUCAUAUUGACGAAAUAGAGAAAGAAAUCGAAGAAUCAGCCGAGAUUGAUGUGAAGAUCGAGGAAAUUAUAUCGAGAAUUGGGGCUUGCAAAAGGGGUACUGUUGUUGGAGCUUUACACGGACUUGCUGAACCGACUGGAGUUUCUACACCGACACCCGCUAUUCGAAAUGAAUUGACGACCGAUGCAACGCCCUUCGCACCGGCAAAUGGACAGCUGAAUAGGAGUGGUAGCUCCUCACGUUCGGAAAAUAUUGGUGUAAAGCUGCCUAAAAUUAAUUUGCCUAAUUUUUCUGGCGAUGUGACGAAGUAUCAAGCCUUUUGGCAAAGCUUUCAGUGUGCUGUGCAUGAAAAUGAACAGAUAUCGGCGGUUCACAAAAUGAACUAUCUAAUGCGAUCACUUGAAGGAACUGCAUUUAAAGCCUUGGAGGGGCUGGCAAUUACCGAAGAGAACUAUGAGCAUGCUAUAAACAUUUUGCAGACAAGAUUUGGAAAUCCACAGCAAAUAAUUAGCGCUCACAUGCAGGCGCUGUUAAAUUUGCAAAGUUGUCCAAGUUCCUCUGAAAAUAAACUGAGUGGAACGGAGAGAGUAAACCGUACGCACUAUAAUGUAUAUAGUACCAAAUGGUACAGGCUGAUCAUGCGGACCUAG